AUGUCAGAGCGCGACCGACGCGAGCGAGAGAGGGAUAGGGACCGCGAACGCGACCGUGAUAGACGCCGAGAUAGAGACGACCGUGACCGUGACCGUGAUCGAGACCGGGAAAGAGAUAGAGAGAGGGACCGUGACCGUGACCGUGACCGUGACAGAGGGAUUAGGAGCAAGAAGUCCCGAUCUCGAACUCCAGACCACUACGCUCGUCCUCCUCGCCACGCGCGCUCUCCGGAGAGGAACCGUUCUCGUUCCCGCUCGAUUGACCGUCAUCGGCACCACAGGCGCAGGACUCCCUCUCCCGAUGCGCCGUCGCGGAAACGGCCUCGCCAGGGUUCAGUGGACGAUGACAGGGAAAGGAGACUUGAGCUUUUAGACUUGUUGGCUGCAUUGAAGAUGAAUCAUGAACAUACACAGGUCCAGGCUCAGCACUUUGUUGCUCUGUGUCUAGGUCCUUCUCAAGCUGUCUUAAAACACGAGUCAAAAGGAGGAGGGUUCGAGCUGCUUUUCGCAGGUAGUAUUUACUGCAAUUUCUUCCCCAGACUCUGUUCUAAUGUCUUUAGAGGAACAAACUUGUACUCUCUGAAUUUAGAAACAUCUCAAUGACUCAUCUCUUCUUCUGGGUUCAGAAUGGUUAUUGUUUUGUGUGUAAUCUCCCGGCUCUAACUUUCAGACUAUUCAUAUUGAGUUUUGCAAUAGACAUCAGAACCAAACCGAUAUUUGCGUACUUAGACCAUUGUUCCUCUAUUUUUUCCUUUAUAGAGGUGCACUUCUCUCCAA
This is a messenger RNA of Thlaspi arvense, 777 nucleotides long. Lineage: Eukaryota; Viridiplantae; Streptophyta; Magnoliopsida; Brassicales; Brassicaceae. The record is from the annotation of a GenBank genome assembly.